Messenger RNA from Haliotis rubra (blacklip abalone), 5073 nucleotides. Its product is annotated as RISC-loading complex subunit tarbp2-like. The transcript is spliced from 9 exons. Lineage: Eukaryota; Metazoa; Mollusca; Gastropoda; Lepetellida; Haliotidae. The record is from RefSeq and is a predicted model, not a curated record. Bases 126 to 1082 code for a protein of 318 amino acids.
AUGCACAAACGAUGCCAAUAAUUUUGUGAUAUAACAUAUAACCAUAUGCUUAACGAUAACCGACAUGUAAAAUUAUAUUUCCGGUUUGCAGUGUGAUCGAAGGAAGAGCUUGGGUGAAAUUUAAUAUGACUGUGCCUCCAGGAAAGACCCCGAUUAGCUUCCUCCAAGAAUUAUGUACCAAAAGGGGGAUAACUCCACAGUACGACCUAAUUGCCAAUGAGGGUGCUGUUCAUGAGCCAACCUUCUUAAUGAGGGUGACAGUGGGCGAUGUCGUUGCCACUGGAAAAGGUUCAAGCAAGAAGAAAGCCAAACAUGCAGCUGCCCAGACAGCCCUCAACCAGAUUCUUGGUGUGUCCAAUGGCCAGAAACCAGAAGAAAACGAUGUCUCUGACUCUGGAGAGGACCUUGGUCCUGGGAAUCCAAUCGGGGAACUUCAGGAGUUCACACAGAAGAAACUGAUCAAACCACCAGUCUAUGAGUUUACUAGUGAGCAGGGACCACCACAUGCUCGCGAGUUUGUCUGUCUUGUCAAGCUUGGAAAGUUCCAGGAAAGAGGUAGGGGGCGAUCAAAGAAAACAGCCAAGCGCAAUGCAGCGCAGGCAAUGAUGCAGCAUAUCAAGACCAUCACCACAGAUGGGGAUCAACCCACGACCAUCGAGGACUCGGAGGAGGAGGAUGAAAUACCACUGACCUUUGAGCCGAAGUCGUCCUACACAGCCCUGAAGGAGGGCAAGAAGAAGCUGCCUGUCACCACACCGCAACAGGCGAUGGAGAUACAGAAGUUUUAUGAGAAAAUAAUGAAAUCAGGGGGCAAACAAAUCAAAGAUCUGCAGGGUAAAUCUCUCAAUGCACCAUCCACCAACUUCUGUCAGAUGCUACAGGAGAUAGCUGAGGUCCAGCGCUUUGAAGUCCAGUAUUUUGAUAUAAAAGAGAUUAGCGCAUCAGGGCAACACCAGUGUCUUGUCCAGCUGUCCACAAUGCCAGUAGCGGUCUGUCACGGCUCGGGACCCACUCUAGACGAAGCUCACGCUAAUGCUGCCCACAAUGCAUUGCAGUACCUAAAGAUAAUGACAAAGUCGUAACCAUGGACCCCAGGAAAUAACAUAGCCUCACUUUAUUAAGUAGAAUUUGGAGGACUGUUGUAGUAACUUAUAAGCAAGUUUUUUGAUUGGGCCAAAUACAAAUAUUUGAAUUUUAUGAAGCACUGAUAUUGUAUUUUACAGCAAGUUUUCUGCAGCCUGUGCUGGUCACAAGAGAAGGGUUUUAUGUGUAUGGUUCCUUGUGAUUAUGAGUUUGAAUAGGUUCUUAGCAAUAUGUGAUUGUCGGAAGAGGCAACAAAGUGGAUCAGCUGGUGAGGAUCAGCUGGUGAGGAUCAGCGAGUGAUGAUUUUGUGCCAGUGUACCUAAACAACAUAUCACUCACUGGAUUGUCUGGUCUGGAUUAUUCACUGGCUGUCAUAAAACUUGAGGGGCGGUGGGGUAGCCUAGUGGUUUAAGCAUUUGCUCGCCAUGCCGAUAACCAGGGUUUGAUUCCCCACAUGGGUACAAUGUGUAAAGCCCAUUUCUGGUGUCCCCUGUUGUAAUAUUGCUAAAAGCGGCGAAAAACCAUACUCAUUUACUCAUAAACCUUUAUAAUUAAAGUGCAGGAUUCAAAACAUUUCUCCCACAUCACGCUGUCUGACUAGGAUAGAACUGAAAUAUUGCUCAAGCAGAGUAAACCCACCCAAUUCUCUUCUCCCCAUGUUCAUAAACUCAGUUAUUUUCUCAGUGCUAGAUAAAAUUGACGUAUUUCUAUUUGGUCCUGUAUCUAGUAUAUCCCAUUGAAAGAAGGUUUAUUGUUCUUGAAUGGCAUUUUCUUCACUGUAGUCACCAGAUGAAUGUUUUUUAGGAUUUUGUUUUACCAAAGUUUUUGAAGCAUUUUUCUGUGGCUGUUUUAUUGUGACAUUGUAUAAAACCAGAUGGCUGCAUUUACCUCCUUACCAUGCUGUACAACAGACCCCAGUAACAGCAGGUGCUUGUCAUUAUGGCCAGCGGUUACAGCUUUGGACACACAUUUGGCAAUAUUUUUGUGAUUCUUUUCUAACAUAGUAGGCGGCGGUUGGGAAGCCUAGUGGUUAAAGUGUUUACUUGUCGUGCCAAAGACCUGGGUUCAAUUCCCCAAAUGGGUACAGAGUGUGAAGCCCAUUUCUGGUGUUCCCUGCCGUGAUACUGCUGGAAUAUUGCUAAAAGUGGCAUUAAACAAAACUAACAUAGUACAGUCUGAGGAAACUGACUAAUCAAGGAUAUUUUUUUGUAAUAAAUCUGUCAACAGGUCAGUAACAAGUGGUCCAGAAAUCCUCGACUGUUGGCGAGUUUGAAACGAUGGGGAAUUAUAUAAGCUGUAGCCCAGCCAGUAUACUCAGGAAAUAGGUUUUUAUGACAGGCAUAUUGUAGAACAUUUGAAAAUCUACACAUGCUACAAGUCUGCAGUCUUAUUGACACGCCCUAGCUUUAAUGAAGACGUCUCUGGCUCAAGAGCUAAGGAAUGGGGCAUUAGAUUCUUCCAGUUUCACAUACUUUCUGCAAUUUUUGUAUUUAAAUCUUUUUGUGAGAUGUUGCAAUUUUUCAAAGAAAACAGAAAAAAUUACAUGUCCUAUUUUUGAUGGUCUUCAAUAGAUGAAAUACUUUUUGGUCAAACUAAUGUACGGUACAUCCAAAUUGGUGCUAAAUCCAACUGUCUGCCCUGGAGAAGCAGAAGAUGAAAAGUAAUGAAUGGAAAAUGUGAUAGUGUGUUAUUGAAUGUUAAAGUACAUACUUUCGUGUAGAAUCUGUUGUACAGCAACAUUGGACAGGGUUAUCUCACUGCCAGAUGUUUCUCUUACUCUGUAGCUUGUUAGACGUAGCGAUGAUGAUUCCACGAUUCAUUGUGUCAAAACUUCUUGUGUGUAUGGGCAUUAUCUCAGACUGUCAAGACAGUACUGCUUCAUGAACACGCUUGGUGCUGAUGUGGUUGGUAACUUGUGGCAUCUACAGACUUUCCUGGUCGACAUCUAUCAACAUGCUCUGUUGACAUCUACCAGAUUUCUGGGAACAAUGUGUAAAGCCCACUUCUGGUGCCCCCAACCACGAUAUUGCUGGAAUAUUGCUAUCGGCGGCCUAAAACCAUACUCAUUCAUUCAUUCUCCCAUCUGUCUUGGUCGACGUCUACCAGCUCUGCUGGUCAAUAUCUACCAGCUUUAGCAGCAUUAGCAGCAUCUAUCAUCUCUAUCAGUAUCUACCAGCUUUCCCUGUCAACAUUUACUGUACAGCCAGACGACAGUGCAUGGAGCUGAAGAAACGAUACAGAUUCUUGUUUAGUUGUAGGAUUACGCGGCAAACAUCGAAUUGAUGGCACUUUGCACUUCAUCUUAGUAUGUUUUUUGACAUUACAGUCUGUGUUGUGUGUUGUUUGAAUGUACCGCUGUGGAUGUGUUGUCCAGUCAGCUAAACCCCAUGUGCUGCCAUGAAACGAGUAGUCAGUUGUCGGCGUCCGAGUCUUUCCAGUCACUGAGCAUCAGCUUUGUAGCUGCAUCGAUGGAGCUGAGUGUGCAGCUACAUGUUCAAUCACCUACGAUAAAUGAUCUUGUAUUGUCCAUGUUGUAGCACAAAUAGAUUGUGAUGUAAGACCAUGUGAAAAGUGACUUCUCUCCAGAUUCUUAUUUUCUAUAGGGGUGAUAAGAUAACUAUUUAUGUAAGGGCUGAUUUGGCACCCCAAAACACAAGGAUCGAAUCCACAUAUGUUUACAAGUGUGAAAUCAUUUCUUGGUGUCUAAACUGGCAUUCAAUUUACUCACUCUCUUAUUUUUCAAAUGUUCCAGUCACCUGAAAUUUUGUUUCUGACCUUUCCCUUUUCAAUGAUGAACAACGUCUCUUUUUUAAAAAGAAAAAAAGAUAUUUUAAUGGUAUUUUUGGCAACAAUUGAAUCUAAAAAAGUUAAAUAACAUCACCGCUAAAAUAGGACUUUGUUCCAUGGUCGGUUUCACUAUUUUCAGUGCAGACAUUGGGAUUUUUGUGCCGAGUGUGAAUUAGAGACAUAUCCAUGUAAUCAGGGCACUCAUUUACUGUAUGAAUGAUUCACAUUAUUGUUUCUGGGUUUUGUGUUACUUCUGACUUGCUGUGUCAGUAUGCAGGGGCUUUGUCCAUCUGUAAUUAACAUUCUUCGUUACUGGACUAAGACUGGCUUGGCUUCAUCAGUACUCAUUCUCAUUUCAGCUUUCCUCGAAAUCUGUCAUGCCGCUCCUUGAAAUCAACAUGUUUACCAAAUCUUUCAUUAAUAUAUACGUGAUAUACAUCUGAAGACUGAAAUGAAAUUAUGAAACAUGGAAUGAAAUUAAUUACUUGUGACACUUCUGCAGAGUGUGUGAUUGUUUAUUGUCCACUGCAAGGGGAUAUCAAAUAUCAACCCGUCUGCUCUACCAGACUAUUUAUUUCAAAAUCGGUGAAAUUGAUUAUUUCUGAGAGCUCUCCUGGUGGGAGAUAUAAACAGCUAUUCAAUCAGACUGAAAUUAACUAAUGACAAAGACAAUGAAAUUGAUUAUUUCAGAGAGCUCUUCUGCUGGGUCUCAGUGUCCAUUGCAGGGAGAUAUAUACAGUUAUUCCACCUGACUGAAAUGAACUAGUGACAAAGACAAUGAAAUUGAUGACUUCUCAGCUCUCCAGCAGGGUCUGCGAUUGUUUAGUGUCUGCAUUCACAGCUGGGAGAUACUACACACAGGUCUACUUCACAGGACUGAAAUGAACUAGUGAAAUAGGCACUAAAACUGAGUGCGUCUUUCCUUGUACAUAUACUGCUAUCUACAUAUCUAUGUAACUGCCAUAUGCUGGACAUGCCAUGGGGUUGAAGACGUGUGUCAUGUGUUAUAACCAAUUUUUACUAUUUAAUACCAGUGAGGUUAUGAGGUAUCCUGGGACUAGCUAGGAGAUUUUAGUCUUUUUUUGUUUUGAUUUUUUAAACUUUUAAUGUAUGGUACAGAUCAAAUUUUGUACGUGUACACUCACAUACGCACGUCUUGUGUGUGGGUAAUUAUUGUGUCAAAUAAAAAUGUAAGAAUUUAAA